This is a messenger RNA of Camellia sinensis, 434 nucleotides long. NCBI's taxonomy places the organism in Eukaryota, Viridiplantae, Streptophyta, Magnoliopsida, Ericales, Theaceae. The record is from RefSeq and is a predicted model, not a curated record.
AUGCUACAGGCCUGGCGGGGUGGACGAGGAGCUGGGUGGCCUGCCCUGCCCGCUGUGCUGACUUUCCAGGGGCAGGGUGGGUCGACCUAUCAGAUCCCCUUCGCCCCUCCACCGGCUGGUCACGAGCUCAUUGACGUCCCCGACUUACCGCCGGCUUCUUCUGAGUACACCCGUCAGUCGUUGGCGAUGAAUGCCUCGAUGAUGGGGAUGCUCCAGCGGACAAUUGACCUCCUAGCCGUCUACAGCAUACCGGUAUGUCCUUCUGACGCUGGCCUCAAACCAUUCAUCCACUGCUUUACGUAAUCUGAUUCAUGGCACAACACCUGACACACUGAUCUCACAGCAUCUGAUACACUGCAUACACUUCAUUCUGCACUGUACUCUGUACUGAUAAACUGCUCACGGCAUUCUCAUACUGUACUCACACACUGCAU